AUGGGAGCUUCUAACUUAACUUUAUUUAAUAUCAUCUGUGAUGGAAAAAUCUGGAACAAAAGCAAGCUGUUGUCAAAUGAAUGCUUUCAAAAUACAGUUAUGGUAUGGAUACCCUGUGGAUGGUUGUGGUUGUCAUUGAUAGGCUACAUACCUUACCUUCACUGCCAAAAGUCUUACCCACACACAAUCUCUUAUGUUAUUGUGAUAAAAAUGACAUUAAGUGGACUCUUGGCCAUAAUUUACCUAGCCAAUGUGUUGGGAGCAAUUACCAAUGGAUCUCAUUUCCAAAUUGACUUAUUUUCAGCAAAUAUGACUAUGUUUGGUACAUUGCUUCUGUCAAUGGUCAUCCAGUUUACAGAAUGGAAGAAAAGGCUGAUAACAUCAGGAGUGAAUUUCAUAUUUUAUUUUCUGGCAUUCUUCACAAUGUGCAUUUAUUUCAUUUAUUUUUUCAACUUGAAGGAGUCAAGUAAUAAAAGAAUAGCUUUUGAAAUUCUGAAUCUUAUCUUAAAGUUGUCUUUGGUUGUUGCAUUCAGCUUUGCCAACAGCAGUGAUUCACAAGAUUUGACUGCAGAAGAAAAAGCUUCAUUUUUAUCCCGAAUAACUUUCUUUUGGAUGACCAGAAUUAUGAUUAAAGGUUGCCGACGGAAGUUGAGUGAAAAAGAUGUUCCAAGUCUUUCAACUUCAGAAGAAGCACAACAUUUGCAUCAGAAAUUUAAAAUUGCACAACAGAAGCUGUCACAUAAAAAUGUGAGAUUAGCAGAAACAUCAUCAGCCAGUGAUUCAGUUUCUUUGAUCAAAGUCCUCAUCAAUAUGUACUGGAAGGAAAUAAUGAUCACUUUUAGUUUGAGACUUUGCUAUGACAUUCUGAUAUUUUUAAACCCAGUUCUACUGAACAUUUUCAUGACAUAUCUUAGAAGUGAUUCUGGCGAUAAGGAUAAAAAAUCUGGAUUUGUAUACAGUUUCCUCUUUUUCAUCACCAAUGUUGUUUUGGUUUUACUGGACCAAGCAAUCUUUGCAAAAGGUUGGAAAACUGGCACCAGUGUAUCUUCCACAUUAAUGACUAUCAUCUAUGACAAGCUUCAAAAAAUUGGUUUCCAAACUUCUGAAAAUGUGGUCAUCAUUAAUCUUUUAUCAACUGAUGUCACCAUAUUCCGAGAGAUGAUUCCUUAUUUGUCCAUCUUGUGUAAGAAGAUUGCAAAAAUGCAAAAUGAAUAUAGCAAGAUGAGAAGUAACAGGAUUCAGUUACUGGAAGAAAUGAUUGAAUACAUCAAGUCUAUAAAACUUUUUGCCCAAGAAGAUGCUUAUAUAAAAAAGCUAAAUAAGAUACGGAACCAAGAAAUAAAUCAUCUCAAGAUGAGAGUUUAUUAUGAAACCUUUAUUUCUACAUUGGGUGAGAUAAGCCCACAGUGGAUUACACUGCUGAUCUUCAUCACUUUGAGUUUAAUUAAUAACAUAAAUUCCAUCACAACAGAACACAUAUUCAUCACUCUAAUGGCUCUUAACAUCCUUGAAACCAACAUGUCCAUGUAUUCAGACUGCAUUUUUGAUAUAAUUAAGGCAAAAGAAAGUUACAAAAAUAUAGUUAUGUUUUUGAAGCUUGAAGACAGUAGUUUCAAGCCAGAUGAUGAAAUACGUGAUAAGAAAUUACUUUGUAUGUGUGCUAGCCUGGAUUUACUUGGCAAAGUUGAAAAAGAAAAUUCAGGUGAGUCAGUACAUUCUGUGGUCAUUACUAAUGCAACAUUUAAAGGCCAGUGCCUUAAACGCAUCAACUUAAAAAUCAAAGUUGGUCAACUUGUAGCAAUAUGUGGGGAUCAUACUUCUGGAAAAUCUGCACUGCUGUAUGCUCUUCUUGGACAAAUAAAGAAGGAAUCAGGAACAGUAUGCAGAGCAGGAAAAGUGGCAUUCACUCCUCAGGAACCUUGGGUUAUCAAUGAUACAAUAAAGAUGAAUAUUUUAUUUGGAAAAAUAUUCCACAAGAGACAUUUCCAACAAAUUUUGAAGUACUGCUGUCUUGAAGACAUAAAUGAAGAAACAAUUGUUAAUGGAAAGGGAAGCAACUUGAGUGGAGGACAACUUUAUCGUAUAAAUUUAGCCCGAGCAGUAUAUUCUCGACCAGAUAUUUUCUUGUUGGACAACCCAUUAUGUGCAAUUGAUGUUGCUACAGCCAGAAAUAUUUAUGAAAACCUACUGGGUAAAAAUGGACUACUCAAAAAUAUUACCAGGAUUAUUGUGACCCAGCCAACUGCACAUUGGCUGCCAAAUGCUGAUCAAAUUAUUGUCAUGGAUUCAAAAACAAUUGCUGAAUCUGGAACAUUUACAGAACUGAUGUACAAGAAAGGGAAGUUUGUACAGUUAUUGCAACAAUGUCCACAAAACAAAGGAGUGGUUCAAAGUGAAACUGAAAAGAAAAAGAGUUUAUUAAUUUUCAGGUCCAUUGAACUGCAAUACCGUCCAAUUUUUCAAACUACAAGUCAAGUAGGAUCAAAAUUCUGGAAAAUAUCAUCAGCUAAAUGGAAAACUAAAAGUGGUUUUUCCAAUAUCAGUGAUCCCCCUUCAGAAAGGUUUAUUCGUCAACUUUCACGAAUGUUAUACAUGAACAAGAAGAGUCUAAAAAUAUCACAAUUAAAGUUUGAAGAUUUGUCAUCCAAAAAUUCUAACUUUAAAGUUGCCCAGCAAGUGUUUCGUAAAUAUGUGAAAUCUGUUGGUAUCUUUGCAUUGCUGUCAACCUUUGUAGUGGGAGUUCUCUUUGAAGGAUUCAAGGCUACGUCAAAUUAUCUGUUUGAAAUUUGGAGUGACCAGAUUCAUUCAAACAGUACAGAAGACAAAAAUAAUAAUUUAAUAUAUUCAGGAUCAUUUUCACUUAUUGCAGGGCUCUUUUUACUUUUGUUUGAAAUGCUUUCAACACUAUUCACAGCAAAAGCCAGUUGUAAGAUCCAUCAUUCAAUGGCAGAGAACGUUUUUAAUAUGCCUUUGGAAUAUUUCGAAAACACUGACCAAGGGAUAAUCAUGCUGCCUUUUACUGAUAACUUGUAUGAUGUUGAUUAUGAAUUGCCAAAUUUCUACAAGAUGUGGAUCAAAGAUUGUCUCAGAAUUAUGACUGCAAGUGCUUUGCUUAUUUGGAAGAUACCAAUAUUUGCUAUAUAUGUCAUCAUCUUGAUCAUUAUUGUAUCCAUUUUAUCUGUAAUUUUUGUAUUGGCAACUUCAGUAUUGCAAAAUUUCAACUUCAAAUUCCAGAGUUUAUUGUAUACACACUUUCUGGAAACUGAAUCUGGUACUCACAUCAUCAAAGCUUACAACAAUGAAGAAAUAUUCAUUAAAAAAGCCUAUAAAUAUAUUGACAAUUACCAGAAAUUCUUUUGGAGUGUUAGUGCAGCUAAACGAUGGUCUGGAUUUUUGCUGCAGUUCAUUGGGUGUUUCAUUAUCCUGAUAGCUUGCAUUUAUAUUGUUCAUGUAAAUGAUGUCAGCAGAGUAGGACUCCUCCUGACUUAUUUGUUACAGACAGUGAAAUGCUUUGAUUGGGUUGUGAGAACAGCUUCUGAUAUUGCAAUUAAGAGAGUGUCUCUCCAUAAAAUUCAGGAAUAUAGAGAUAAAAUUCCAGUGAUAACUGGAAAAAUCAUGCCAAACUGGCCAACUGAAGGAGAAAUUGAGUUCUUGAAUUACUCGGCAGCAUAUUCAAAUGCGAACAUGAAUUGUUUGAAUGAUAUCAAUCUACGCAUCCAACCAAGAGAAAAGGUCGGAAUAGUUGGCAAAUCUGGAUCAGGCAAAUCAUCUUUGUUAAUGGCCAUCACUCGUCUCGUCAAUUGUAUGCAAGGUCAAAUCAAUAUAGAUGGCAUUGAUAUUAAACUCUUAAAUCCCAAAUAUCUACGCUCAAAGUUGACUAUCUUUCCACAGAAUACAUAUUUGUUCACUGGCAGUCUGAGAAGCAAUUUGGACCCAGAAGAUAAAUUCACUGAUGAAGAGCUUACAAGUGUUUUGUCAGAUGUUCACCUUAAGGGCCGAAAUUUAGAUCAAAACUGUGAAAUGUUCAGUGUUGGAGAUAAACAAUUGGUGGGUUUGGCUAAAUGCAUUCUGAAUAAAACAAAAGUGUUAAUCUUGGAUGAAUACACUGCUAAUGUAUGUGCAACUUUAGAUGAACAGAUCCAGCAAAUUAUCGAAGAGAAAUUCAGUGAUUGUACUGUAUUAAGUAUUGUACACAAGUUAUCAAUGACAGAGAAAUAUGACAAAAUUUUGGUGAUGGACAAGGGAGAAAAAAAAGAAUUUGACACUCCAAAUAAUCUUUCAAACAGAAAAUAUGGUUUUUAUAUGAAGUUAAAGGAACAAGAAUCAAAGGCAAGCUUAUAA
This is a messenger RNA of Acanthosepion pharaonis, 4341 nucleotides long. The record is from the annotation of a GenBank genome assembly. NCBI's taxonomy places the organism in Eukaryota, Metazoa, Mollusca, Cephalopoda, Sepiida, Sepiidae.